Molecule: messenger RNA, 180 nt
Organism: Caenorhabditis briggsae
Lineage: Eukaryota; Metazoa; Nematoda; Chromadorea; Rhabditida; Rhabditidae
Exons: 2
Coding region: 1-180 (59 amino acids)
Source: RefSeq, a predicted model, not a curated record
AUGUUCGGUUUGUUCUGGAAAUUCAUGUUGCUGAUCGUCGUGUUGAUGUCUGGAAUAGCGACUGCGGCACCAAUUCCACAAGGAGACAAUCCAGAUGAUUUCCGUUAUCCAGAAAACAUAGAUGAUAUCAACAAUAUGCCAAUGGCCACCGUUCGUCCAUCUGUCAACCCAUGCAACUAA